ACCAACUUUCAAAAAAUAUAUUUUCUUCUGUGCUAAUAAUAGGAUUUUCUCUGAAUUUCUAUAUCUGUCAAUUCGAUUUUCUUAUUUCAAAUAUUCAAUGUGAAAAAUGGCGGACACACCGUUGCCUGCCGGUUGGGAAAGGCGGUUAAGCCGAUCGACUGGACAACAUUACUAUUUAAAUGUAUACACCAAAGAAUCUCAAUGGGAUGUGCCAGAUAAACCUGCUGAACCUGGUCCAGAACAAGUUCAGUGCUCUCACCUUCUUGUAAAACAUAAAGAUUCAAGAAGGCCAUCUUCAUGGAGAGAAGCAAACAUAACUCGAACAAAAGAGGAGGCUUUAGAAUUAGUUAAAAAUUACAGAGAACAAAUUGUUCAGGGUAAGGCGUCUUUUGCAGACUUGGCAACAGACUAUUCGGAUUGUUCUUCUGCCAAAAGAGGAGGUGAUCUGGGUCCCUUUAGAAAAGGAGCUAUGCAGAAACCUUUUGAAGAAGCUUCAUUUUCAUUGAAAGUAGGGGAAUUAUCUGAACCAGUAUUCACAGAUUCUGGUGUACACAUAAUUCUACGAACUGUUUGAGUACUAUUGUGCAAAAUUUCAAUCUACAAAACUUUUGAUGAAAUUAAACAUUUUGAAGAAUUUCUAAUUUUGCUCUGCUCUAAAUAUUGCAACUUCUAAUUUUAUUCAAUGAUUAUUUAAAUGAAAUUUGAUCACUUUGAGCAUAUUCAAGCUUCAUUUUACAACUCUGUUAUCAUAUACUUGUAAUAAUUCCAAUUUGACCUUCGCCAUUGAUCAAUAUUCUAAACAAUAUAAUGACAAAAAUCAGAAUGUUUGUGUAAGUUUCCUAGAUGAAUGACUGAUAAUGUUUCGGAGAUACCUGAGUUGAUUAUUUUUUUAAUGACAUUGAAAUAAAUUUGCACCUAAUAUUAAAUUUGUUAAUUUCUAAUGUAUGUAGUAUAGAAUUGUUUCAUUAUUAUCAGGAGAGUAAUAAUAAAAGAAAAUUUAAUCUA
Molecule: messenger RNA, 1005 nt
Organism: Harmonia axyridis
Lineage: Eukaryota; Metazoa; Arthropoda; Insecta; Coleoptera; Coccinellidae
Product: putative peptidyl-prolyl cis-trans isomerase dodo
Exons: 3
Coding region: 107-574 (155 amino acids)
Cellular component (GO): cytosol; nucleus
Molecular function (GO): peptidyl-prolyl cis-trans isomerase activity; protein binding
Source: RefSeq, a predicted model, not a curated record